GGGCAAACAGCAGUGUUCCCGUCUCUUUUGUCCUGUUUUUCCCGGUAGUGACGGACGAUGAGAGUGGAAGGCACCGAGUAGUGGCUCAGCAGGGACGCUCUCAAUCUGCUUUAAAACGAGUUCAGUGUUCUCCAGGACUUACUGCGAUGAUGGAGAAAGCUGCUGUGCUGCUGCUGCUCUUCUGCUGCCUGGUCAUGUCUCUGUCAGGCUCCCCUCUCUACCCGUCCAUCAGGUUUGGCCAAAGGGACACGUCCAUCCUCAUGACUUCUUCCUUGAAGAAUCCAGCAGAACAGCAGGAUGAAGACAGGAUCCCUCUAAGAGACGGAGAGGAACUGCGCUCUGAACGUCACGCUGACGCCAUCUUUACCAACAGUUACAGGAAGGUCUUGGGCCAGAUCUCUGCCAGGAAGUUCCUUCAGACCAUCAUGGGCAAACGGCUCGGAGAUGAAAGUGAGAGCUACAUGAAACGUCAGUCAGACAUCUAUGAGGGGACGUUUAAAGAAGAUCUCACAUCCAUCCAGAGCGAUCAGAGGUACAGAGGAGGGCGGGGGAACGUCAUGAGGCCCAGAAGUUGAGGAUUAACUGAAGAGUGGGAGCCGUCACUGAUUGGGUUCUUUUGCUGUAUCUAAUGUAUUCUGUACAAAUUAAGUUAGUAAUAUUGUCUUUUGUUAGUCGUUAUUAAAAAUUAUAUUGUUAAUAAUAAUAAUUAUUUAAAACUGUGAAGACAACCUACGUUUGGUGUCAUUCCUGGCAAGGACGGGAUCAUUCCAACCAGCAGAUUUGAUUUACCUCGGCUUGCUAUGUUCCAUUGGAAAAACAAACUUUAAUGUGAUAUAUUAGGAUUUAUGUGAUGGGACACAAGAAGGUUCCAAAUUGUAAAGUGGAAAGGAAAUUAUGUAUGGAUUACAAAAUCUUUGAAAAUAAAAAUUUUAA
Poecilia reticulata (guppy) is the source of this 933-nucleotide messenger RNA. RefSeq names its product growth hormone releasing hormone (gene ghrh). NCBI's taxonomy places the organism in Eukaryota, Metazoa, Chordata, Actinopteri, Cyprinodontiformes, Poeciliidae. Gene Ontology annotation, cellular component: perikaryon; terminal bouton; extracellular region. Gene Ontology annotation, biological process: adenylate cyclase-activating G protein-coupled receptor signaling pathway; growth hormone secretion; regulation of protein localization. The record is from RefSeq and is a predicted model, not a curated record. Gene Ontology annotation, molecular function: peptide hormone receptor binding; growth hormone-releasing hormone receptor binding; growth hormone-releasing hormone activity.